AUGCUGUGGUUUCACCUCCUCAUGAUGGCGGUGAUGUCGGCCAACGCGGCCAUCAUCACCUUGAUCAAAGACGAGCCAGCCCGCCGCGUGUUUCCCAUCCGCCAUCCCAUGGAGGUGGGGGACACGCUCGCGACGCUCAAUGAGGGUCUGGGACCCCGCGACCCUCUCGCUCCCCACUUCACGGCCACGGUGGAAGGUCCCGUUGCUGCCUCGGUCGGCGUCCCGGAAACUCUCACGGCUUGCGACGACGCCCUUGCUCCGCACUUCACCGCGGCGGUGGACGGCCCCGUCGCCGUGCCGCAGACCCUCGCGGCCCGCGAUGCCCUCCCCCUGAUGCCGCAUUUCACCGCCACCGUCUCCAACAGCCCCGUGACGACCAACAUCCUGGACGCCACCACCUUCGUCACGGGCACGCGCAUCAGCAUCGCAGUGAGCGCCAGCAUCACGUCCGCCAGCAUCACGUCCGCCGAGAUCACGUCCGCCGAGAUCACGUCCGCCGCCGUCGCCGCUGCGACCUCCGGAAAGCACCUCCCCAGCUUCAUGGAGAUGUACGAGCACGCCAGGGCCGCCCUUCUCCGAGGCGACCACCCCGGUGCGCCCGAGGGGGAGCUGCACGAAUUCCGCCUGCCGACCGCGCCGCACAACUUGGACCUUUCGCCCUCGAGCACGCUGCGCACGGCGACGGCGGGUGCUUCGGGUGGGGAUGAGACCUCUGGGACGGCGGUGGGGAGGAAUUUUUGGGUGGGGCCCGUGGUCGCGAGGGCCGCGGAGGAGGGAGGAGGAGAGGGAAAUGGAAGUGGAGGCGGCGCGGUAGAGGCCACGAUGACGAUGACGAUGACGAUGGCGACGACGGUGAGCGGCACCUCCGCGAAGGCGGCUGCGGCGCCGGAGAUGACGAGGCAGCAUGGUCGGUUCGGGCGUUGGGGUACGGGGGAUCUGGAUGAGAAUGGGGAUGAGAUUGAGGAGUGA
Molecule: messenger RNA, 969 nt
Organism: Dissoconium aciculare CBS 342.82
Lineage: Eukaryota; Fungi; Ascomycota; Dothideomycetes; Mycosphaerellales; Dissoconiaceae
Exons: 1
Coding region: 1-969 (322 amino acids)
Source: RefSeq, a predicted model, not a curated record